Messenger RNA from Benincasa hispida (wax gourd), 1386 nucleotides. Its product is annotated as GDSL-like Lipase/Acylhydrolase superfamily protein. Lineage: Eukaryota; Viridiplantae; Streptophyta; Magnoliopsida; Cucurbitales; Cucurbitaceae. The record is from RefSeq and is a predicted model, not a curated record. Gene Ontology annotation, molecular function: hydrolase activity, acting on ester bonds.
AUAUAUAUAUAUAUUUAUAUAUUUCAAGAAGGCUUUUAAAAUAUAAUAUAACCAUAGAGUUGAUCUCCUUCGGUUUGAAAUGGAGAAAGAUCAGAGGGCGGCGAUGUGGGCGGCGGUGGCGGUGGUGGUGAUGGCGGUGGUGUGGAGUGGAGCGGCGGCGGCGCAGCAAGUGCCUUGCUAUUUCAUAUUUGGUGAUUCAUUGGUGGACAAUGGAAACAACAACCAGCUUCAAUCUUUGGCAAGAGCUGAUUAUUUACCUUAUGGGAUUGAUUUUGGUGGACCCACUGGAAGAUUUUCCAAUGGCAAAACUACUGUUGAUGUUAUUGCGGAGCUAUUAGGAUUUGACGAUUACAUUCCUCCGUACGCCACCGCAAGAGGCCGAGAUAUCCUCAGAGGUGUCAAUUAUGCUUCCGCCGCCGCCGGAAUCAGGGAGGAAACUGGACGCCAAUUGGGAGGAAGAAUAAGCUUUAGUGGGCAGGUGGAGAAUUACCAAAACACAGUGUCUCAAGUUGUAGAAUUGCUUGGAGAUGAGGACUCAGCUGCAGAAUAUCUCAGUAAAUGCAUUUAUUCAAUAGGGUUGGGAAGCAAUGACUAUCUCAACAACUACUUCAUGCCCCAAUUUUACUCAACAGGCAACCAAUAUACACCUCAACAAUAUUCUGAAAACCUUAUUCAACAAUAUGCUGAACAACUUAGGCUUUUGUACAACUAUGGAGCUAGGAAGUUUGUGCUAUUUGGACUUGGUCAGAUUGGUUGUAGUCCAAAUGAGUUAGCACAAAACAGCCCAGAUGGAAAGACUUGUGUUCAAAGGAUAAACUCAGCCAAUCAAAUAUUCAAUGCUGGUCUUAAAUCUUUGGUUGAUCAAUUCAACAACAAUCAAGCUGAUGCAAAAUUUAUCUACAUUGAUUCUUUUGGCAUUUUCCAAGAUGUCAUUGACAAUCCAGCAGCCUUUGGUUUUAGAGUUGUCAAUACUGGGUGUUGUGGAGUAGGAAGGAACAAUGGACAAAUUACAUGUUUACCCUUUCAAACUCCAUGCUCAAACAGGGAUGAGUACCUAUUUUGGGAUGCAUUUCAUCCAACAGAAGCAGGGAACGCCGUCGUGGGCCGGAGAGCUUACAGUGCUCAACGUCCAACAGAUGCAUACCCAGUCGAUAUUCAUCGUCUUGCACAACUCUAAGAGUGAUUCCAGGAUAUAUGUUAUGGAUUUGAUAGUGAGUUAUAUGGUUCAUAAUAUAUAUAUAUAUAUACACUUCUUUUCAUUAGUUUCCCUUUUUCUUCAUUGAGUUUGGGUGUGUCUGUCUUUUGGUGUCUGUAUUAUUGUAGUUGUGUAAUUGUUGUCUACAAAUGCUAGUAAUUAAAUUGUUAUUUUUCUAAUGUUUCAAAGUA